AUGGACGACGAGCGACUACCCAAACGACUCUUCUACGGAGACGUCGCGACGGGUUCUCGCCGUCAAGGAGGCCAAAUUCGCCGUUACAAGGAUACUCUGAAGUCCUCCCUGAAGCGCCUGCAAAUCAACCCGACCAACUGGGAAGAGCUCGCUCGCGAUCGUCCGACAUGGAGGAGAACAGUGAAGACGGGCGCUGCUAUCUAUGAAGCCAACCGAAUCGCGGCCGCCAAAGCGAAACGCGAAGUCCGCAAAUCACAAAUUCGCCCAGUCCGCAACGCCACCGCACAACCACUCCCAACGUGUCCUCGAUGUCAACGGACAUUCCGGGCACGAAUCGGACUUGUUGGAUAUCUUAGGAUCAACUGCGCCUCUCGAACUGCACCAACCAUCGUCCCCCGCCCGCCUCUUCCUCCUGCUCUCCGCCGCCAACAAUCUGUGACAAUUCUUCCGACCCACCACUUUCAUCCUCCUCCUCCUCCUCCUCCUCCUCCUCCUCCUCCUCCCCCGCCUUCACUACCCCAAUGGCGGCUGCUCAGGCGACCGUCUCGCACAUCGCCAACCGUGACACAACAACAGACACCACCCCCACCUCUCCCGACUCCAGUGAUGAGGAUCAGGAAUACACCUGCCCUCACUGCGUCCGCACCUUCACCUUACACAUCGGCCUGGUCGGCCGCCUGCGAAUCCAUCGCACAGAGUCUGACGAACCAGUGCCUGGAGCACCAACCUACACCCGCCGCACUCGCCUCCACUGCCCACACUGCCCCCACACCUUCAGGCAUCGCAUGGGUCUCUUCGGCCACAUGCGCAUCCACGACGACCUCCGGUAG
This is a messenger RNA of Spirometra erinaceieuropaei, 830 nucleotides long. Lineage: Eukaryota; Metazoa; Platyhelminthes; Cestoda; Diphyllobothriidea; Diphyllobothriidae. The record is from the annotation of a GenBank genome assembly.